CCGUCUAAAAUCUGCAAGGAUUCAGUUCCUGAAAUUAUGACUUCUUCUUUCUGAUCCUCCUUCAUCUGGACAAGAGUGGCAUAGAUAGAAAAACUAAUGUGUUUAUGAGUGUGCUGUCUUUGACUGUUGUAGGGUUUCAGGUGUUCUGCUGCCUCCUUGUUUGCAACAAAUAUGGAUCAAGUGACGCCAACCACAGAAGAUUACUGGGGAUUUGAUGAAUAUGACAAUUACACCAUGCCCCUGACAUGAGCAGCAGUAGUGCAGAGCCAUGUUUACAGGAGGACAUCUACAGUUUUGCAAAGGCGUACUCCCCUGUUGUAUACAUUCUGGUGUUCCUCCUGGCUGUGGUGGGCAACGUCCUGGUGCUGUGUGUGAUCCGACGCUACCGAAACACUCAGAGUGGUGGUGCCUGUGCCUUCUCUCUGACAGACACCUUCCUCCUUCACCUCGCCAUUUCUGACCUGCUGCUGGCCUUCACCCUGCCCCUGUUUGCAGUGCAGUGGGCUCACCAAUGGGUGUUCGGCUUGGCUGCUUGCAAGAUCUCCGGUGCCCUCUUUUCCCUGAACCGCUACAGUGGCAUCCUCUUCUUGGCCUGCAUCAGCUUUGACCGAUACCUGGCCAUUGUUCACGCUGUGAGCUCUGGCUGGAAGCGCAACACCUGCCAUGCCCAGAUUGCGUGUGCCGUCAUCUGGGUGGUCUGCCUGGGCCUGAGUGGAGUGGACAUUACUUUCAAACAGGUAGUGGAGGUGAAGACUAUAGGUCAUCAUAAGACACUCAUGUGCCAGGUGUGGUUCGUUGAGAACUUCAGACAGUGGCAGGCCGGGCUGCAGCUGAUCAGUGUGGUUCUGGGUUUUGGGCUCCCCCUGCUGAUCAUGCUCUACUGCUACAUGCGCAUCUUCAAGUCUCUUUGCAAUGCCACUCGUCGCCAAAGGCGAAAGUCUCUCCGCCUCAUUAUCUCCUUAGUGUCUGUGUUUGUCAUCUGCUGGGCACCGUACAACUGCUUCCAGCUGGCAGAUAGUCUGCACUGGCUAGGAGUGGUGACUGCAGGUUGCCAGUUUGGUCGUGUGGUGGACAUUGGGACUCUGAUCACUGAAAGCGUGGGGCUGUCACACUGCGCCCUGAACCCUCUGUUGUACGGCUUUGUGGGGGUAAAGUUCAGGAGGGAGCUUGCCAAAAUGUGUAAGGGGCUGCUGGGACAGAGAGGCUGGCAGGGGAUGGAGGGAUGGAGGAAGAGGAGGAAUAGAAAAACCACAGGAUCGUUCAGUUCUGCAGAAAGCGAAAACACCUCUUAUUCUGUGAUGGUGUACUUCACUGUCACAUGGCUGUAUGAGGACACACACCGAAAGAGAGAGAGAGAGAGAGAGAGAGAGAGAGAGAGAGAGAAGAGAAAGAAGAACGUUUGGUUUAGUAUUCUUGACACCCAGAAGAAGCAGCAGCAUUUUGUUUUUUAUUAUUCCUCACUGAGUUUAACCUGUUUGUCUCCACAGAAGAUGUCCAUGGAAUUGGAGCUCGGUGGAGUAUUUGCCAACAACAGCACUUAUGACUAUGACUUGGACUAUGAGUACAAAGAUGAUUCUGAGUCAAAAGACACUGCAUUGGUGUCGAUCCCGGUUCUGUACUCCAUGGUGGUGAUUGUAGGUCUGCUGGUGAAUGGACUACUCCUGUUCGUUUUGGCUCAGAAGAGGCGAUCCUGGAGUAUAUCAGACACCUUUAUGCUCAACCUGAUUGUUGCAGACAUCCUUCUGCUGCUGGUGACGCUGCCCCUCUGGACUGCACAGGCCGCUCAACACUGUGAAUGGUGCUUCAAAGACUUUUUCUGCAAGAUCAGUGGAGCUGUUUUCAAUAUCAACUUCUACUGUGGGAUCUUUCUGCUGGUUCUCAUCUGUCUGGAUUGCUACCUGUCCAUUGUCCACUCCAUCCAGUUUUACUCCUCUGAGAGGCCCAGGUUAGCUCAUAUUAGCUGCCUGUUGGUCUGGAUCAGCUCCCUGAUCCUCUGCGUCCCUGACUAUAUUUUUCUGGUGGCUGGGAAAGAUCCAGAAGAGAAAUCCGUGUGUGUUCACAAAUACUCUCUGUCACCUACUGACUGGCAGCUGCUGUCCCGCCUGCUCCACCACCUGCUGGGCUUCAUGCUGCCUGCAGCCGCUCUGAUUUGCUGCUCCUCCGGGGUCCUGCUACGGCUGCGGCACAGCCCUACAGACCUCCAGAAGAAGAGGUACAUCAUGGUCAUCCUCCCCCUGGUAGUGGUCUUCCUCCUCUGCUGGACGCCGUACAACAUCACACUCAUUGUGGACACCGUCAGAAGAAGCUCUGAGAAACUUAAUGAUGGUUUAUUUACUGUUAGUUCCCUGGAGACACCUCUAAUAGUCACAUCUGCUCUGGGCUGCACUCAUGCAUUCCUCAGGCCUCUACUCUGUCUUUUCCUGGCGAUGCGGAGACGUGCUACAGAUGACAGCUCGCUGUGGGAGAUGGGUGUGGGAGAGAAAGUUCUGCCUGACCAGCGUCCAGUAGAGGAAGAACUGAAAGAACUAAAUGUCGAGCAUCAAAAGCAGUCAAGUCAGUGAUGAAGAAGGGACAGAAAUGCCCUCUUGUUACUCAGAAGUGACCAAACAAUGCUUCAGACUUGAGGGGAAUUUAAUGUGAAGUCAUGUCAUGAGUUCAAGGGGUGGAGGACUAUAUUCUGUCUAAUGAGGAGAAGUAGAUAUUUUUAAAAGAUUGACACCCUGACAUUGCACUUCAAUGUGAAGGUUUCAGAGCCACGUCAUAUGACAUAUAAUGUACUUUUAUUUUGUUAUCACUGUUGCACAACUUUUUACCCUAAAUCAUGAGUUGUUGUUUUUUUACUCAAUUGUAGAUAUCUGUAUUUUUUUAAUUGUGUAUUAUAUGUACUAAAAAUUAGUACUGAAAUCAAACUGUUUUUCUGUUAUUUUAUAUGUAUUUAAAAUAGUCAGUGAACAGGUUUCACCUGUUGCGCAAUCUUCAAUCAUAAAGCUAAUGUCAUAAUGUUUGAAAAGAAACAUAAGCUGUUAUCCUUGUCGAUGUUAUUGUGAUCCGACAUUAAACAGUCCGACAGUUUAUAACUUUAUGGCUGAUAGCAUGUCACAAACUGUUUAACUUUUCAUUUUACACGUUGUCUUCAGGCAGUAACGAGAUGUGUGAAUUCCACAAUUGUGCAGUGAGCAUGGGGAUGUCUGUAUAUGACCACAGUGAUGGAAUUCCCCCAUGGCAAAUCCAACAGCCUUUUUUAUCUUUCACUUAAUUGUUGCAACAUGCAGACUGUAGGACACAGCAUGACACAAACAGGUGCUGAUGUCAUCAGUCAGGUGACCGGGGAAUAGGAAGAGGAAGAGCUCUUUGUUGGUGCUGCGGGCUUUUCAUAGCUCUCUGUUUUCUCUCAUAUAAAGACUUGUCUGUCUGUUUGAACAGAGACCAGUGUGCCUCUAAUGCACACAGCUCUCGUCGCUGAAAAAAAAGAGUGUAGGAGGCAAACAGGAAAGAAAAGGACUUAGGGAGGAUAACAUCUUAUUUUAAAGAUGUACAUGUUUGGGCCGAGCACAAAAUCUGUGUUAUCACUUUGAAGCCUUGGUGCAGGUUUCGGCCUGCCAGACAAACCUGAUUUCUGGGCUCAAGGCAAAAUCAUGAUGUUCAAAACAAACAGGAUACCAGCACUCACAGAUAAAUAGCUUCUUGUUUAUUAUGUUUCAGCUACGAACAUGGGCGGUGAUUAUAUAGUUAUGAAAACAUACUUAACCACAUGAUGUUCCAUCUCUACCAAUAGAUCAUCCUACAUGUUACACACUGGACAUUUAAUAAAUAUAAAUGUAACCUUAAAUAAAGUGUAUUUUCACAAAUGGGUAUUCUUUAAGAAA
This is a messenger RNA of Dicentrarchus labrax (European seabass), 3866 nucleotides long. RefSeq names its product chemokine (C-X-C motif) receptor 3, tandem duplicate 2 (gene cxcr3.2). Gene Ontology annotation, cellular component: membrane. NCBI's taxonomy places the organism in Eukaryota, Metazoa, Chordata, Actinopteri, Moronidae. Gene Ontology annotation, biological process: immune response; G protein-coupled receptor signaling pathway; chemotaxis. Bases 246 to 2561 code for a protein of 771 amino acids. The record is from RefSeq and is a predicted model, not a curated record. Gene Ontology annotation, molecular function: chemokine receptor activity. The transcript is spliced from 4 exons.